AUGGCGACGGCGGCCGCAUCCUCAGCGUCUGAGCCGGAGGUUGAGCCCCAGGCGGGGCCUGAGGCCGAGGGAGAAGAGGACGAGGCGAAGCCGGCCGGUGUGGGGAUGAAGAUGCUGUCCGACGCUGUGGCCGCGGAGGCGGCCGAGGCCGAGGACCCGGGCUGGGACCUGCAGCAGGAAGGCGUGAGCGACAGCGACGGGGAUGAGGAGGACGCCAUGGCUUCCUCUGCCGAGAGCUCCGCCGGGGAGGACGAGUGGGAGUACGACGAGGAGGAGGAGAAGAACCAGCUGGAGAUCGAGCGGCUGGAGGAGCAGCUGUCCAUCAAUGGCUAUGACUACAGCUGCCACGUGGAGCUCAUCAGGCUGCUGCGGCUGGAGGGCGAGCUCAACAAAGUGAGGAUGGCCCGCCAGAAGAUGAGCGACAUCUUUCCCUUGACGGAAGAGCUCUGGCUGGAGUGGCUGCACGAUGAGAUCAGCAUGGCUGGGGACGGUCUGGACCGCGAGCACAUCUACGAGCUCUUCGAGAGAGCUGUGAAGGACUACAUCUGCCCGAACAUUUGGCUAGAGUAUGGCCAGUACUCAGUUGGUGGCAUUGGUCAGAAAGGUGGCCUGGAGAAGGUUCGCUCUGUGUUUGAAAGAGCCCUGUCAUCUGUUGGCCUACACAUGACGAAAGGCCUCGCCAUCUGGGAGGCUUACCGAGAGUUUGAAAGUGCCAUUGUAGAAGCCGGUCGGCCCAUAGCUGCCUUCCUUAACCCUUCUGACCGGGAACAAACCUUUGAUUCACAGCUGGAGAAAGUGCACAGCCUCUUCCGGCGACAGCUGGCGGUCCCGCUGUACGAGAUGGAGGCCACUUUUGCAGAGUAUGAAGAGUGGUCAGAAGAGCCCAUACCAGAGUCCGUCCUUCAGAGCUACCAGAAAGCGCUGGGUCAGCUGGAGAAGUACAAGCCUUUUGAGGAAGCGCUGUUGCAAGCAGAGGCCCCACGGCUGGUGGAAUACCAAGCUUACAUCGAUUUUGAGAUGAAAAUAGGGGAUCCUGCUCGUAUUCAGUUGAUCUUUGAGCGUGCCCUGGUGGAGAACUGCCUGGUUCCAGACUUAUGGAUCCGCUACAGUCAGUACCUAGAUCGGCAGCUGAAAGUAAAGGAUUUGGUUUUAUCUGUACACAGCCGUGCUGUGAGGAACUGCCCAUGGACAGUCGCCCUGUGGAGUCGGUACCUCCUGGCCAUGGAGCGGCACGGACUGGACCAUCAAAUGAUUUCCGCAACCUUCGAGAAUGCCCUGAGUGCCGGAUUCAUCCAGGCCACUGAUUACGUGGAGAUCUGGCAGGUGUACCUAGACUACCUGAGGAGAAGGGUUGACUUCAGACAAGACUCCAGCAAGGAGCUGGAAGAGCUGCGGUCCAUGUUCACGCGUGCCCUGGAGUAUCUGCAGCAGGAGGUUCAAGAGCGUUUCAGCGAGAGUGGAGAUCCGAGCUGCCUGAUCAUGCAGAGCUGGGCUCGGGUUGAGGCUCGCCUGUGCAAUAACAUGCAGAAAGCUCGAGAACUCUGGGACAGCAUCAUGACCAGAGGAAAUGCCAAGUACGCCAACAUGUGGCUGGAGUAUUACAACCUGGAAAGGGCACACGGUGACACACAACACUGUCGGAAGGCUCUACACCGAGCGGUACAGUGCACGAGUGACUACCCUGAGCACGUCUGCGAAGUGCUGCUCACCAUGGAGAGGACAGAAGGGACCUUAGAAGAUUGGGAUCUGGCCAUUCAGAAAACAGAGACGCGCUUGGCUCGAGUGAACGAGCAGAGGAUGAAGGCCGCAGAGAAGGAAGCGGCUCUUGUACAGCAGGAGGAAGAGAAGGCUGAGCAGCGGAAGAAGGUGCGGGCGGAGAAGAAAGCCCUGAAAAAGAAGAAAAAGCCGCGAGGUGCAGACAAACGCAAGGUGGAUGAGGACGGUGAGGAAGAGUGGGGCGCAGAGGAGGACGAGCAGCCUUCCAAACGCAGAAGGACGGACAACAGUUUGGCCUCUGGAGCGGCUUCAGCUAUGGAGGAAGAAACAGAAGUCUCUGGGAAAUGCUUGACGAUAGAUGUUGCUCCUCCUUCCAAGCAGAAAGAGAAGGCAGCCUCCCUUAAGCGGGACAUGCCCAAGGUGGCUCACGACAGCAGCAAGGACAGUGUCACCGUCUUUGUCAGCAACCUGCCCUACAGCAUCGAGGAGCCCGAGGGGACGCUCAGGCCGCUCUUCGAGGCCUGUGGGGAGGUGGUCCAGAUCAGGCCGAUCUUCAGCAACCGUGGGGACUUCCGGGGCUACUGCUAUGUAGAGUUUAAAGAGGAGAAGUCAGCCCGGCAGGCCCUGGAGCUGGACAGGAAGAAUGUGGAGGGAAGGCCGAUGUUUGUGUCCCCCUGUGUGGAUAAGAGCAAAAACCCCGAUUUCAAGGUGUUCAGAUACAGUACUACCCUGGAGAAACACAAGCUCUUCAUCUCGGGCCUGCCCUUUUCCUGCACCAAAGAGGAACUGGAGGGCAUUUGUAAGGCUCACGGCACGGUGAAGGACCUCAGGCUGGUCACCAACAGGGCUGGCAAGCCAAAGGGCCUGGCGUAUGUGGAAUAUGAAAGUGAGUCGCAGGCGUCACAGGCAGUGAUGAAGAUGGACGGUAUGACCAUCAAAGAGAAUGUCAUCAAGGUGGCAAUCAGCAAUCCCCCUCAGCGGAAAGUUCCGGAGAAGCCAGAAGGGAGGACAGCACCAGGGGCCCCCAUGGUUCCCCGGCAGAUGUACGGAUCGCGUGGGAAGGGAAGGACCCAGCUCGCUCUUCUUCCUCGAGCUCUGCAACGCCAGGGUGCCGCUCCUCAGGCUGAGAACGGCCCAGCUCCGGGGCUGGCAGUCACCGCGUCUGUGGCCACCGAGCCUCCUAAGAUGUCCAAUGCGGAUUUUGCGAAGUUGCUUCUGAGAAAGUGAACAGGACUUUGAGACAGGAAAUGCCUUACCUAUUCCUGCGGGCUGCCGGGCUGGACGCGCUGGCCGGGCCUUACCUACUCCGGCUGGCUGCUCCGGGUCCUGGAGACAGGCAGGCUGGGCUCCCACUCCUGCUCCUCUGGGUAGAUGGGAAGGGAGAAACCACGUGGAGCAUGGCGGGAAGGAAUGUUCCCUCACAUUGAGGGCGGAGGCCGACCGCUCUACGGGCUGUCCCAAGGUACGUUAGUGUCCUAACAAGGAGAGACUUGGCUUUCGAGGCCCACUUGUCCUGAUACUUUGAUCGCCUUGGGCCCUUUUUCUACGAACCCCCUCCCCGGCCCUGCACAGCACGUGUGCCCGUCACUCUUUAGUGAAAGAUGGGCUGGAAGAGCUUGUCCCUCGUCAGGGCGGCCUGCUGGUGACGUGUGGGACAUCACAGAAGACACGCUUGAUGGGUUUUUGUCCAAAGACGCUAUGAGUUUUUUUAUUAUGUAUUUGUAAUUGACACUUGGACUGUUUUAUGUUCCUUAAAAGUGGACUGUGACAUUUGUUCAUAGGAGUUGUGUGCCCCGCCCACUCUGGACCAGUCCCUUUGCCUGAUGACCGGAGACCUAAGCCCUCCGUUCAAACACUCAUGUCUAAACGCUAUGUCUAGUGCACAGUUGAGUUCCCCAUUUAGUUUUGUUUAUUAAACUGAAGUUCUUACAGAA
Messenger RNA from Grammomys surdaster, 3650 nucleotides. It is a transcript of the gene Sart3, whose product is annotated as spliceosome associated factor 3, U4/U6 recycling protein. Lineage: Eukaryota; Metazoa; Chordata; Mammalia; Rodentia; Muridae. The record is from RefSeq and is a predicted model, not a curated record. Gene Ontology annotation, biological process: RNA processing. Gene Ontology annotation, molecular function: protein binding; RNA binding. The transcript has 19 exons. The coding region runs from base 1 to 2943 and encodes 980 amino acids.